AUGAAGGCAGCCGCGUCGUUGGGAUGGGGAGUGGCGACCCGGGGGCCGUGCGUCUCUGUUGCCACGCCGGCUACUACGGUGCCGUGGGCGCUUCUCCGUCGGGGAAAAGCUGCGGCAAGUUGCGCGUUUUCUUCCUCCCCAUCUUCGGUUGCCACAACUCGCCCGCAUCCAGGUUAGUGUCAUUCUCUUCUUGCUCUCGUUAGUUCAUUCUUUUCCUCUUUUGGUGUGAUGCUGAAGUCUUAUCAGCUUACCGGCCUUAACUUUUCUUUUUCGCGAUUUGAGAUACGUCCCAGUUUCCUUCGACUUUUCUAGUUAUUUUGUAUCCCUGAAAGCUUUUCUGGACUCCUGGGACCCAUGUUACUGUCGAUGUUGAUGCCCUUUAUAUUUGCUGAAAUCAGAUAGGUUUUGAACUUUUCGAAGGCACAGGAUGAAUGGCUUUUUUUAUCGAUGAAAUUAAACGGCAAUGCAUUAGGCCACUUCCACGAAUCAAAACUAAGGAACUUUAUGGCUAGGCUCAUUUUCUUUUAAAUGGCUACAAAAGUGUAUUAGCUAUGUGGGAAAUCAAAUGGGAAGGAGAAUGCUGGGAACGAUUUUAUGACGUUAAAAUCUCGGAAAACACCUGCUGUUUGUCAUUAAGAAUAAACACCAAACAGGCCUUACUAAUUUUUAUUUACUCUGUCCUAGGAUAAUUAACUGUUGUUGGAAAAUAAACUAUAUUAUGAUUAUUGUCUUUCUAUAAAUGCAAUUUUUGGAUUUUUCUGGUUCCACAUCCUUCCUUUUGGCAGAAUACCAAAAGUUGUGUUUUUAGAUUUUUUUUGACAAGAAUUUUUUUUUACUUCUGUCAGAACAAGUCUCAAUUGUAGAGCAUGGGAAGUUUACAAUUGUAGAGCUACUAAUAAAGUAAUUCAUGUUCGAACAUUUUAUCUACAUUGUGUGGAUGACAUUGGUUUAUCAUUCUUGUAGUUCUUGGAUCGUUUAGUUUCCCUGGCUUGAAAUUGUAUCAGUUUAUUUCAGAGUAUGUUUUUAUAAUUCGUGUCCAUUAAAGCAGACCACUUAUCAUUCAUUGAAGACAUCGCUGCAGCCAGGCCUCCUGAGCAUCUAGAGUGUCUGAUGAGCAUUCUUCAAACAAGAGGUAUCUGUUGUCUGUUUUCACAAUGAUCUACCUUGCCUAUCAUGGCAUUAUUCAUUUGUUUGAAGUAUAUUUCCAGACAGCCAAUAUCCUAUUGUCAUUCGGGUUUUGUCUGUGGUCUAUUGGCUGAUUACAUAAACAAUAAGUUCCAACUCAAGGAUAACAUCUACUUUAGCUGAAGAUAGAUCAGCGGAACAAAGAACAGAUAUUCAAGAUGAACUAAAAUGGAAUAAUGAUUAAUCAGAAAUAAAAUGACAUGCCACCAUUAAAUAAGUUGUGAGUGUGAAACCGGUUCCAUCGGGGUUUGGAUAUUUUGGGCUGGGUUCGAAGAGAGCAAGUGAGGGGAAGAAGAGAUGCCAUCUACAUGGGUGAUAUAGGGUCUUGGCCCACGUUAUGCAAUGCAUACUCAGGCUUCUUGGCUGGAUCCCAUUGGGCUUGGUCUACUUUUACAUCCGAACUUCAUUUUGAGGUUUGAGCUUAGGACAAAUAGGGAUGGGUUUUUGACUCACAAAGAAGAGAUCCCUAGUACGGGAUUUGUAUGAAAUGACUAUACAUAUUAUUUAUUGAGAACGGACUAAACAAAAGAGAUUAGACUUUUCAUGCAACUUAGGAUGUGAGAUAACCUUAGGAUAUUAUUUUUUUCUAUCAUACAGACAAAAAAAAUUCCUACAGAAAUUCAUCAGUGGUAGUUUUUAACCUUUUUCGUUGUAUGAGAUUUGACUGUUCUCUAUGGGUUAGUAAACGAAUCAAAAUGAUUUUAGAAACUACUAUCAGAUGUCUUUUUAAGCCCUUUACCUGAUCACUUUUGACAUGUGAAAUUCCUCCAUUUUUUUUAGAUUUAUUUAUCAUUUCUGACUUAUUAAAUUCUUUAUCAAUUUCAAUUUUCCGUUUGUACUUGCAGAAUUCUUUUCAUAUUUGAAAUGUCGUAUUUCCAAUAAUUGUCUAAUUUGUGGGCAUAAAUAAUUCGUUAUUAUUCUUGUUUUUUGAAUGAAAUAUAGGUUCAAGGAAUGCGUUCUGAUAAAAGUUUUCAUUUUCAUUUUCAUUUUCAUUUUAUUUGGAAAAACAAUGGUGAAAAGUUAUUGUUUGGGUUACUGUUCUGCCGAGUCAAUUGACAUUGACAAGACUGAGCUUUUUUAUAAUUAUUUUAUUUUUUAAUGUGCAUCAACUGGUUCUUAGUCCAUAUGCUUUUGAUACAGGUGAAACAGUUGUAUCCCCAGGAUCUCGGGAAGGUUUGAUUCCUCUAGUUAUUCCGUUGAGCAGAAAGUCAUCAGGUUUGGGAAGAAGGCUAAUAAAAUAAAUUAUUAGUCUUUCUUUAGCCGCUUAUUGUUUGACGUUAUUUUCAAUUUGGUCAUCAUUCUGUAUUUGCCUUCCUUGGUAACAGGUGCUUUAACAGCCUUAUUGAGAUGGCCAACAUCUCCUCCUGGGUAUGAUCCCAAUGUUGGAAAUUUGAAAUCUUUCUUAUUUGCAGCUUAAGUAAACCAAUUAGAGUUUGAAAUCUUUCUUAUUUGCAGCUUAAGUAAACCAAUUAGAGUAUUCAUUUCCCUUUUUCGAUCUCAAAUAGGAUGGAGAUGCCAGUUGUGGAAGUUCAUAAGCAUGGUGUUUGGCUUUUGGCGAAGAAUGUAAGAAUACUUUAAAAAUACAACAGUUAUUAGUUACUAGAAUCUUUUAAUCUGUCUAAGUAGCAAAUAGAAUUUUUCUUUCUGCUCUUUAGGUUCCGUCAUAAGCUAACCAAUUGAAAAUAAAUAUUGUCUUUAUUUUUGAAGAUUUGUUGUUUAAUAAAAUAGUGUUCUAGUAAAAUUCUAAAAUGAAAAUGCACACCGUUUCGUCUUUGUUAAUCAGGAUUAAUUAUAUUAUUCAACUGUAGACCUUAUUCAUAUUAUGCUUCAUUUGAGACUUCAAGGGUGGUCUGUUGCCAAAUGCUGAAAGUUGUUGCUGUGGUUACCUUCACUAUGCUUUAAAUAAAGCAAAUACAUAAUUGUGACGUGUAUUGUUUGAAGGAAAGCCGCAUAUUCCUCUCUGCUACUUCUCUGUCGUAUUGCAUAUGCAAUAGCCGUCUAUCAUAUUUUCUGUGUUCUUGUUAGUCUCUCGAAUUAUUUUCAAAUGCUUUUACAAUAUUCAUAUCUUGGUUUAAAAAGUAGCUUACAGUAUGAAGAAUGUAAAGUGUCCUGCAUUAUACCAAAAAGUAACAAGAAUUCAUUUGCCAGCUGCAUUUCCAUGUGAUGAAGAACAUUGGCCCAUAGCCUUCAAUCCAUGAAAGCAAACGCUGCCCAAUCCGCGAUUAUUUUCAAAUAAUUUUACAAUAUUCAUUUCUUGGUUAAAAAAGAAGCUUACAGUAUGAAGAAUGUAAAGUGUCCUGCAUUAUACCAAAAAGUAACAAGAAUUCCUUUGCCAGCUUCAUUUCCAUGUGAUGAAGAACAUUGUCCCAUAGCCUUCAAUCCGCGAAAGCAAAUGCUGCUCAAUCCGCAAUUAUGAAUCGUUCUGUGGGAUUGUAUAACAGAACAUUUCUCAUGAUCGUAAUAGGAGAGACUGAUGAAAGGGUGGAUGGCGAAUUGGACUAUGAUUACCCCCACUUCCCAGCCAGGGAAUGGGGUUAAAAAUUGGUUCAGGGAUAUAUGAUUUUAGUCUAGAUUGGUAUUGGCCGAUUGCAUGUACAUCAAACAGAAGUCAACGGUCAUCUGAAUUUUUCCUCCAGUCCAGUGUUCAGGCAUUACUCCCAUGUGUGAUGGUUCAGUUUAUUACUCUAUAGCUUUGUGAAUUAUGCCGGUGUGGGCUGUUGCGUUAAAUCAAAUCUUUUCAUUAGGACGAAUUGACAAUUUGCAGCAUUUUUUUUGCAGGUAGAUCAAUAUAUUCAUAGAAUUUUGGUCCAGGAGGAUCAGAACGGGAGUAAUGAAAACCUUUUUAAAACUUCAUCUUUGGAGAGAAUUGGGUUCUACAAAAGGGGUGAUUUUUCUGAAUCUGGAAUAUCUGAUGUUGAUGUCUACCUUUUGAAGAAGGUAGGUCGUGAUACACUGUUCUUCCCCCUAAAAACUGGGUAAAGUCUUGUAGUUUAUCUUGGUUCUAUUUGGCUACCUGUGUAAUUCGGAAAUUACUCUACCCCCACAUCAGGUUGGGCUGUUUCCAGAUAUCAUAGAACAGAAGGCAGCACAUCACUUGGGGAAGGAAGACCAUGUGAGUGGAUAUCUGGUCUCUUGCAUCUAAAUUUCCUCAACCAUCUCUUUGGCUCUCCUUUUAGUUCUUUGCUUUCCUUUGUUGUCAAAGGUUUCUGCACUGAUUACUGGGGAGUUCUACACAAAGAAUCACUUCCCCGGAUUUGGGCGGCCCUUUGCAUUCAAUGCUAACAUUUUACUGAAGUUCGUAGAAGCAUCACCCGACUAAAUUGAGUAGGAUCUUUUUGAGUAAUUGUAUGGAAGCAUAGCUUGACGAUUCUGAAGGGGCGUGAGGAUUGUUGUGUACAUUCUUUUCCUUAUUCUUUGUGGCUUUUAUGUCCAUUAGAGUUGGGCGCAAGCCGGAAGCCAAGGACGCUGCUCGAGGGGCUCUCAAGUCGCCAUGGUGGACAUUGGGUUAUCGAUAUCAUGCAUGUACCCUCCUUUUUCUUAGCACUUGCUUCUCCUAUCAAGUGUUUUGAUUAAUUUAUGAAUGUUGUGUUUCUACUUUUCAGGAGGUUGCCAAGAUCGCUGAGUGGGAAGAUGAGCAAAUUGAGUUUAUAAAGGAAAAAGUAAGUGAAGAUGGCAAGAAGGAAGAUCUUAAAAAGGGAAAGGCACCAGCUCAGGUACUUUGGAUUCCAAUGCUUGUGUCUAAUUUUUGUGGGCAGAUUGCCUCAGAAUGUUCUUCCCUGUUGCUGAGCUAAUUUUUCCAGGUGGCACUUGAUGAGGCGGCUUUCUUGUUGGAUUUGGCCUCUAUUGAAGGGACGUGGGACGAUAGUGUGGAAAGAAUAUCUGGAUGCUAUGCAGAGGCUGGACUCCAUGAUAUUGCGAAGUUUGUGCUGUACAGAGAUUAG
This is a messenger RNA of Spirodela intermedia, 5126 nucleotides long. The record is from the annotation of a GenBank genome assembly. Lineage: Eukaryota; Viridiplantae; Streptophyta; Magnoliopsida; Alismatales; Araceae.